This is a messenger RNA of Alnus glutinosa, 1191 nucleotides long. Its product is annotated as putative FBD-associated F-box protein At5g56430. The record is from RefSeq and is a predicted model, not a curated record. NCBI's taxonomy places the organism in Eukaryota, Viridiplantae, Streptophyta, Magnoliopsida, Fagales, Betulaceae. The transcript has 4 exons. Bases 1 to 1191 code for a protein of 396 amino acids. Gene Ontology annotation, molecular function: protein binding.
AUGGAAGCAAAUUCACGUAUUCAAAAUCACCAAAAGAAGCAGAAACUGAAUGAAGAACAAGACAUUGAUGGGAACGGCAAAUGCCUAAGUAACUUACCUAAGGAGGUUCUUCUAGACAUUCUUUCCCUUCUUCCAACAAAAGACGCUGGUAGGACAAGCCUACUUUCUAAAAGGUGGGAAUACCUGUGGGCUUCUAUUCCCAAUCUGGUUUUUGAUGGAUCCUUGCCUGCUAUGAGAACAAUUUGCUUCUCAAAUCUAAAGAUCUUGACAAUCAAACGUGUAACGUUUUUGGAUAAGUACUUAACCCAGCAGCUGUUUUCUGGUACACCAGUCCUUGAAAAGUUGGAUAUAUUAGACUGCAGCUGGGGGGAUCUCAAAGUUGUGAAUAUUUCUGCUCCCAAGCUUCAUUCUCUGCGCAUACAGGAAUUUAGGAGACAAAAUUCGAGAAAUGGGGAUGUUUGUCAGGUUAUGAUUUUUGCAGAGAGUCUCAAAGAAUUUUAUUACUUUGGUGUAUUCAGCAACUAUCGCUUAUAUAAGUCAUUCUCAUUGGAAAAGGCAUGGAUUUCCACUUACCCUGAUCCAUCAAAACAAAUUGCUCAUUGCAUGUAUAAGCUUCUUAAAGGGCUCUCCAACGUAGAGUUUUUAACACUUCCUUGUGCGCUGGUUAAGUAUGAAAUAUGUGCGUUCAAGCUCGGCUUGUUGGAUGCUCGGGCGAGCUCGAGCUUGUUGAGAAUGCCAUUUGAGAUGAAUUGGGCUAUGAUAUAUACAACAGAACUCAUAUCUCGUAUGCCUAUGUUCAAUAACCUGGUGGAUUUGGAGUUCCUUGGAACGUCAGUAGAUCUUGAUUGUGCAGCACUAUUGACGUUAUUGCAAAAAUCUCCUUGUCUUAAGACUUUGAAAUUUUCUGGGGGGAUCAGUCGUGAGAAAGUUGAUGGGGUAUUGAAUCCAGUGCCUCCAUGUUUCUUGUCACACCUCAAGUGCGUUGAAGUUGCUGAGUAUUGUGGAGGUGAGAAGGAGCUUUCUGCUGUAAAGAUUUUGCUCGAGAAUGCAAUUGUAUUGGACAAAAUAGUUAUAACUUGCCCUAUGCUUUUUCCAAUGCCCUUAGAGAGCCAAGAGAAGGUUUGUAAACAGUUGACAGAGCUCCGUGAACGGUCACAAAAUUGUAAAAUCGUUUGGGAACGUGCUUCUUAG